AUGUCAGAGUCGUUCCAGCAAUUGGACCCAAACUACGUUAUUGCGUUCCAAUUCUCUGCGGACAACUUGACUCAAUUAUUGACUGAGCUCGGUGCAAAGGGUUUGCAUGUUUUGCCCAGGCCGGGACAUGAUAAGGACACUGUUUAUGCGUUUACAAGAGUCGAGGAUGGCAAUGUUCAAGAGGACGUUAAUGAGAACGGAAAGACGCACAUUGAGACCAAUGAAGAAACGGGAGAGGAAAAAUUGUACAAGAUUUGUCAGCCUUUGAAUUUUGUCAAGUCCAUCACAAGGAUACACGAUUUUGAGACUCGAAAAAAACUGGACAAGACAUCAAGUUCUUUGAUUGGCAAGCCAUUUGGUUUGCCCUCGGAUCAGGAAUUGGUUCAGUUAGAACGCUUGACGAAAAAUGCGAGACAGGCUUUGUAUUUUGCGUUUGUGAAGAGCUACAUUAUUUGGCUGAUCCCGCUAAGCGUUGUAGGGGUAGUCAGCAAAUUGCUGCGCACUUCCACGCCGUGGGAGUUUAACAUACCUUAUACCGCUUUUUUGGUAAUUUGGUCUUUGUUAUUCGCUAGUUCGUGGGUUUACAGGUCUGAGCCCUUUUACUCUUCAAAAUUUGGUAAAGUGCGAAGUUUUAGCGAAGCCAGUGAACGUCAUUUGAGUACGGCACCAGCUGUCCUGUGUAAGAAACUUUGCUUCUUGCCAGUUGCGGUUCUUUUCGUGUUGUCUUUGGUAUCUUUCCAAUUCUUCUGUUUUUUCGUCGAGAUAUUCGUCACCCAAUUUUAUGCUGGACCUUUAGGCUCAAUCAUGGCAUUAAUUCCAACGGUGAUGAUCUGCUCUUUUAUUCCGAUACUCACCAUCGUUUACAAUAAAAUUUUCGUUGAUCGAUUGGUUAAAUGGGAAAAUGGUCCGAAUCCACUUAGGUCGAAGGUCGAAAAGAACUUCAUUCUAACUUUCUUCACCAGUUACGUUCCACUUGUGAUUACCCUUUUCAUUUAUCUGCCUCUAGGAUACAAGAUAACACCUGAAAUAAGGGCAGUCAUUGCGGAAUGGAGCUACAGGUUGCACAUACCCAUUACUGAAAAUGAUUUUGUCUUAGAUGUCAAGCGCUACAGGAACCAAUUUUUCUACUUUACUGUUACUAAUCAGGUUAUUGCAUUUUCAUUGGAGAAUAUAUUACCGCUGUUUCAGAGGAAAGCAAUUCAAUUUGUGAUGAGUAAGCUGAAGAAAGAUGAAAAAGACCAUGAAUCAAUAAUAGUUUCAACGGUUAAAUCUUAUUUUCCUGGCGAGCUACCCAUAUGGCAGAAAGUUAAGUCAUAUCAUGUUAGCGACUUUGGAGAGUUUGACGUCGAUGAAAAUUUCAAGAAAAUAAUCAUCCAGUUUGGAUAUAUAUCAAUGUUCUCGACAAUCUGGCCAUUGGCUCCCUUAAUAAGCCUGCUAUUCAGUUAUGUCAUGUUCAAGGCAGAUUUGUGGAGAGCUUUGAAAAAGUGCAGACCCUCCACGAAUCCUAACGACGUGGUGGUUAGUGAAAAUAAUUACAACGCUACUUUUGUAUCUGCUAACCCUUGGGAUUCCGUGCUAUCUACUAUCAGUUGGAUUGGCGCUACUGCUGCCCCAACGCUGCUAAUCAUGUACCGAUACUCCGGUUUGCCCGGCGUGGGUUUAGAAAAUGCGUUAAACAAGCGCGAUCUGUGGUAUAGAUGUUCACCUUUGCCCUAUUCAACGACAACGAUAUUGAUCAUUGCUGUCAUUUCGGAGCAUUUAGCUGUAUUAUCUUUUGCUUACUUCAGGAAACUUUUCAUUGCUUCUGGCCAAAAGGUGGCCAGAGGAUUCGUGCCUGCGACUGACUUGCAGGAGCCACCACCGAUCGAUCUAAGUUCGCUUGUCAGGCAAACAAAUUCCUUCAUGAAUGCAAUCUCAGAUAAAAUUGCGACUUCAAAACCCGAAGAGAAUAAAUCGCGGAAUGGCUUAAAAACUUUCGAUAAUAGUGCAGAAACAAAAUCUUCAAUUGCUCGAAACACUGGCGAAAGUCAGUUCUUGGCCAGAAAGUUGUCUUCGAACCACCAAACUAGCUCUGCUCAAGAGAAAUCUUCAAGCGGAGUCAUCCCGGCCGCAGUUGUCACAAGAGCAGCUGGUUCGGAGCGGCAAGCUCACCCUGUUUCGCAACCGAAAAAUCUCUUAUCUGUUGCUCCAAAAACACCUUCAGCUAAAAUUACUGCUGGAGUGAAUGAUCAAAAAGAAAGCAGAGAUCAUAGCGCCAUAGCGGCCAAUGGCGUACCAGCACCAUCUUCUGCAGAGGAAGUAUGGGAAAAGACUAUUUCGUCACAAAAUAGAAGUAACCUCGAAAGCGGUUCCAUUGCUGCUGGAGCAACUUUACCGGCAACUAUUCCAACAUCCAAGAAUUACCAUUUGAGAUAUAACAGCGACGGUAAGCCAGUGACGCCAUCUGGUUCGCCUGGCACCAGUGAGUCUUCUCUACCGAGUACUCGCCCUGAAGGCCAGAGAUCGGAGCAGGAGAAAAUGGAGGCCGCUCCUGGUGUCACUAAUAAUGUAACGAAGCCCAGAAAAGAAAGUCGACUAAUCAACGACAUUGAGACGCAAAAGACUUUAGCGACUGAGGCUCGCUCCCUUGAUCCAGCAAAGGUCUUAAACACCAUUCCUCAUAAUGUCCGCGAUGACCACCUGGCACAAAAGGACGGGGAUACAUCUUUAGCCGCAAGCGCUGCUGCGGCAGCCCUCACAAGCCAUUCUCGGACACCUUCUCAAAUGAACGCCAUGCAACAAUUUGGUCGUGACGUGCCAACUUCGAUAAAAUCGACAAGAACGACAGGAACUUCAGUGAUGGAUAACCAAAGAGCUUCUCUGAAUCGUUCGAACAGUGUGAAAUCGAAAGCGACACAGUCAUCGCAUACUCAACAAAGCGAUGUCUCUGAUGGACUCAAAGGAAGCAAUCAACGAAAGAAAUCAAUGGAACGUAAGCCACAAGAGUCUGUCAAGACAUUAAAGGAUAAUAAAGGCAAGCACAAAAAAGGUCUGCUUCAUAAGUUAAAGAAAAAACUAUGA
Molecule: messenger RNA, 3060 nt
Organism: Torulaspora globosa
Lineage: Eukaryota; Fungi; Ascomycota; Saccharomycetes; Saccharomycetales; Saccharomycetaceae
Gene: IST2
Product: Ist2p
Exons: 1
Coding region: 1-3060 (1019 amino acids)
Biological process (GO): chloride transmembrane transport
Cellular component (GO): cortical endoplasmic reticulum
Molecular function (GO): chloride channel activity
Source: RefSeq, a predicted model, not a curated record